Messenger RNA from Cylicostephanus goldi, 706 nucleotides. The record is from the annotation of a GenBank genome assembly. NCBI's taxonomy places the organism in Eukaryota, Metazoa, Nematoda, Chromadorea, Rhabditida, Strongylidae.
CUUACUUUCAGAAGUUGAUAUCAACACAUUCAACAAUCAACCCACGGCCUUCAACGAAGACUACAAUACAAUUUCGCACAACGCCCUCCCACGUAAGGCCCUGAAUUUUGCGGCACCAACAGCUGAUCGAAGCAGCACUUCCGAUGAAAGCUCACCACGAGUUGGAGCGGCAUUCACUCCUGUCUGCCCACUGAUUGACUGCACCUUCGAUGAUAAUACCUUGUGCAAUUACGUGACCAGCUCCACCACACACAGUCCGGCUAUUAAUGGAUCUCUCAAAGACUGGAGGAUAACCAACAAAGCCGUUCUCAAUUCGCUCACUGGGAUUCCUUACGAUCUUUCCAAAAAUGGCUACUAUAUCUAUGCUGGCGGGACUACAGUAUCCUAUCUUGACACCUACAUUCUAUCGACUAAACUACCUUUCGAAUUGAAGGAGCCUUCGCGUCUAGACUUUUUUGUCUAUCAAGCAGGUGUAAAAGGACGGCUGCAGGUGUGCAUAAAUACGAUCAACGAAUGUGCUCUUACCAUAAAAGGUAGCACGAUAGAUGUGAAAGCUCGCAGAUGGAAAAACUACCAUGUACCAUUGACAUCAAGUGCACAUGUGGUACAUUUUGUCGUUGAUGGUCUUCUAGACAACUACGCGAUUGGACUGGAUCAAAUUCAGCUUUUGAAUAAAUAUGGUAUGGCAGCCCAACCAUGCAAAUGA